UAUUUUGUGCGAUCAUUUGGUGGGUGUUUCGUUAAUGGCUCUUCACACUCAUCAAAAAUGUACAACAAAGAAGAAACACUCAGGAAACUAUUGAAACAGGAUGAGUACAAUUUUGGUGCUAUAACGUUCUUUGCUAAGCUUCAUAAAGGGGACACUUGUGGAAGCAAUGGUCUACCAUUAACUCCCAAUUCCAUCAUUAUUUAUGGGCAGGCACAAUCAUUGAAAACGUUUACCAGCCCAUAUUUAUGCCAGUAUUUAGAUAUAAUACGUGGAAAACAUGAACGAACUGUUGUUGUCUCACAAUAUUGUGGAAAACCUCUAUCAGAGAGCAUUGGAAAGUCUCAAUUUCAAGUGAAUGAUAUUAAAAGAAUUGCUUUCCAAAUCAUUACUGCUUUGGAUAUAUUACAUAAGAAGGAUAUAGUUCACAGAAAUUUAAGCACUGAGAAUAUUCUACUUCAACACGAUGGAAAUAUUAAACUGUUCAAUUAUGGUUUAUACCAUAUGACUUGUAAUGGAAAAUUGGUUUCUUUUCCAAUUUUACAACUGAUAUAUACUGCACCAGAAGUGUAUUUGGCUGGACCAAAUGCUACAAAAUCAUCAUGCAGAUCAGAUAUUUGGUCUUUGGGGAUGAUUUUAGUGGAAUUAGUUUUGGAUCAACCACUGUGGGCUAACUUGAAACUUGGACAGAGAAUUCGUAAGGUUUUGAGUAUGAUCCACUCUAAUACUUCAGUGUUUGAGAGAAUAGCCAGAGAACACAAUUGCUUUGAAGUUUAUGAGAAUUUGGAUGGUGGAUUAAAGGAAUUUAUUGAAAACUGUUUGACUGUAAUGACAAAGGACAGGCCACAUUCUAAGGAUCUAGUAAAUAAGAACAUAUUCAACGAAUUUUCCGCAGCAAACCAACAACCUCGAAGUAAAGUCAUUAAAGAAUUUAAGACUUUUACUAUUGCAGACUUUUAUCAUUGGUGGCAAUUGGCUGGAGGCGAUGUCUUGCAAGAACUUAAAAAGCAAGGUUUAAUUCGAUCCAGUCCACCUAUUUUAUCAAUGCCUAGUUUGGUUUUGUUAGAUGGAAGUAUUCUAGGACAAGAAAGGAAUCCAAUGACGCUUUACGAUCCUAGAGUAGCUUUGAUGCCUUUAGAAGCUUUAUACGAUAGAUUAAAAGAUGUUACGGUGACGGAGUUCUAUCCGCUGUUUCAUUGCAACUCAAAGAUCAUAAAAAAUUCAGAAACUAACAAGUAUGACAUAGAUUUACCGCUAAUCAUUAGAGAGAAAAAUACGGAAUAUCAAUUCCAAAGGAUAAUCAUAUUCAGGAGGCUAUUGCAUUCGUAUCCUUAUGGAAUCGACUUUUUGAUUUCUGCAGCGGAAAUUGAUAUACCGCCUUGGUUGAGAGGCGAAAUUUGGGCUGCAAUUUUAAGAAUUAAAGGCGACUAUGAAAACGAGUAUCUUUUAAUCGAUAAAGAAACCCCAACCAAUACAGAUCGACAGAUUGAAGUUGAUAUUCCUAGAUGUCAUCAAUACAAUGAAUUUUUAUCAUCUGCGGAAGGCCACAGGAAACUGAAACGAAUCCUGAAAGCUUGGGUACACAAGAACUCGCAAUACGUCUAUUGGCAGGGUUUGGAUUCAUUAACCGCGCCGUUUUUGUUCCUUAAUUUCAACAACGAAGCGUUAGCAUUUGCGUGCCUCUCGUCGUUUGUACCAAAAUACCUCCACAAAUUCUUUUUGAAAGACAACUCUACUGUGAUACAAGAAUACUUGGCAAAAUUCUCCCAACUCAUCGCCUUCCACGAUCCAGUACUAGCUAAUCACCUGUACGAAAUCAAUUUUAUUCCGGAGUUAUUCGCCAUCCCAUGGUUUUUAACGAUGUUCUCACAUGUGUUCCCUCUGCAUAAGAUAUUACAUCUUUGGGAUAAAUUGCUGCUUGGAGAUUCAUCAUUUCCUCUCCACAUUGGACUUUCCGUUUUGACACAAUUAAGGGCUAGAUUAUUAUCGUCCGGCUUCAACGAGUGCAUUUUGUUAUUCUCUGAUCUGCCUGAAGUUGAUAUAGAGAAAUGUGUGAAGCUUUCUUUAGAGACAUACAAAAAUACACCGAAGAGCAUUACAACGAGAUUGCACCAAAACGAAGAGUAUUACCCAAUAACUAAAGAUUUUAAUAUAAGCGACAUCUCUACAAGAGAAUUGAACAAAGAAAGAUGUGCUAGGAUAAGUACAACAGACGUAGUCAAGUUAAUUAAUGAUUUGAAGGAUAACAUAGUGAUCGUCGAUAUUCGCAAUCCUACUCAAUACAACGGCUGCGCAUCUGAGAAAAGUAUCAAUAUUCCAUUCUCCAGCGUGAAAUUCGGAGAAGUUGGAAUUGAGAGUUUAGGGCUACACGGAAAUAUGCUUUGCAAUAAUACGGAGAAGAACGUGGUUGUUGUUGGAUCAGAAGAUACAGAUCUGACUUUGUUUCCAAAAUUUUUAUUGGAAUGCAACGUGCAUCGAGUGUGCGUGUUGCACGGAGGGUUCGAUUCUCUUCUCGCCGCAAAACCAUCGAUUUCAUUCGUCUAUCAUGAUCGCAAUAAUGUACAUUGAUGUUCUGUUUUUGUUAUUUAAUUAAAGAAUCAAUUUAUAUAAUAAUAUUAUAUAU
This is a messenger RNA of Nicrophorus vespilloides, 2620 nucleotides long. RefSeq names its product TBC domain-containing protein kinase-like protein. The coding region runs from base 58 to 2565 and encodes 835 amino acids. Gene Ontology annotation, biological process: activation of GTPase activity; protein phosphorylation. The transcript is spliced from 12 exons. Gene Ontology annotation, molecular function: protein kinase activity; ATP binding; GTPase activator activity. NCBI's taxonomy places the organism in Eukaryota, Metazoa, Arthropoda, Insecta, Coleoptera, Silphidae. The record is from RefSeq and is a predicted model, not a curated record.